Messenger RNA from Galdieria sulphuraria, 948 nucleotides. RefSeq lists its product as uncharacterized. NCBI's taxonomy places the organism in Eukaryota, Rhodophyta, Bangiophyceae, Galdieriales, Galdieriaceae. The record is from RefSeq and is a predicted model, not a curated record. The transcript has 4 exons. The coding region runs from base 30 to 857 and encodes 275 amino acids.
AAAUGGCGCGAUUGAAUUUUGAAAAAAAAAUGCCAAUGGCAACAAAACAACUUCAACAUGUCUCUCCUUCUCCAGCGUUACGAAAACUUUGUGAGGCGAACGAUGAAAACGAACCAACUGAACAGAUCAAGCAAGAAGUUAUUCAAGAGUUGGUAGAGACUUGGGAAUUCGGUAGAGCAGUAAAUGUCAACUAUACUUUGGACAAAGCUGCUGUAGCUGGUGCUGCUGUAAACGAAAAAGCAGUCGUAGAAUAUCUUCAAGCAAGAGCACAAGCUUUAUGUGACAUGGGGUUGUUGGAUGAACAAGGAAUGCACGCAAUUUUACAAGGGAGAUUACAAAAAAGAGACAGUGCUUACGAGGAUAUUGAGAAUGCGGUCAAUGCUCAUUGGCCUCCUAAGAAAAGAAAUACAACAAGCAAGGAAAUGGAGCCAGUUGCAAAUGCUUUGCCACAACCAUCCAUAGGUGAUAUAACGAAUAAGAUGAAUCCUCCAAAGUCCUACAAGGAUAGACGAGCUACCAUCAUGGCAUUAGGAGAUGCCUUUUCUCAAGCUUAUGACAACAUCAUUUAUCAAGGAAAGCAAUCCAAGUUGCCAAAAUCUGUCAAGAAACAUUUGACUUCUACACAAUCGAAAACGAAAGAAACUCCUUCAGCAACUGGGCACCGUAACUUGCAAUCGACAGUUAAUGGUAACGAUGACUUGAGACAAUCUAAUUAUCUUCAUAUCAAUGACUCCAACCCAAAUGAUUUACUACAACCUCAUCAAAAUGUAUCGUGCCCAUCCUCUCGGACACCAAGAGAAAACAGACAACCUCAACUCAAUACCAUUGAAAAUCGCCAAUGCUGUGUUUUACAGUAAAAUGCCCAAAAGCAAGAUAUAUAGGUUAUGAAGUGAUCACAAGGGAUAAUUCAAAAUGAGUAGGAUUACUAGUAAACUCUGUACUAUAUUC